UAAGUUCUAAGUUCCGUAUGCACUUUUAACUUAAUUUCGUUACUGAUGUGAUUGAUGUAAUCAUGUUGAACAUGUGACAAUUGUGACACUAUCUGCUAUUAGAAUAGUAGAAUUAAUAAUCAGUAAAGUUAAACUCAAUCUAUCGUUAUUUUUUUUCCAAUUUUCAAUUUUUCAAGGGUAUUGACACGCGGGAUCGCGCGUAAUGUUAUUCCAUCACAAAGAGUAGUAAUGCCUACUCUAACAGUUGGAUUAUUAAAUAAAAAAAGGUUUACUUCUGCGACAAAUCCUGAUAAAGCUGCUGCCGUUGAAACUAUAACGCAAACUCUCGUAUCUCCUUCACCUGUUUCUUUAGGGUUUGAGGAGACCGAAGUUAAAAAAGGAUCUCGUCCUAUUUAUUUAGAUAUGCAAGCUACAACACCCACGGAUCCUCGUGUUCUUGACGCAAUGAUGCCAUAUUUAACACAACAAUAUGGAAACCCACAUUCUAGAACUCAUGCAUAUGGUUGGGAAGCUGAAAAAGCUAUUGAUAUGGCUCGUCAACAUGUGGCCAAUUUAAUAGGAGCAGAUGCUAAGGAUAUUAUUUUUACAUCAGGUGCAACUGAAUCGAAUAACUUGGGUAUCAAAGGAGUUGCUCGAUUUUAUAAAGCUAAAAAAAAACAUAUUAUCACGACUAUUAUUGAACAUAAAUGUGUACUUGACUCAUGUCGCGUUUUAUCUGAAGAAGGAUUCGAUGUCACAUAUUUACCGGUUCAAAAAUCUGGUCUUAUUGAUUUAAAUCAAUUAGCAGAAACUAUUCGACCAGACACAUCAAUCGUAUCCAUCAUGACAGUGAAUAAUGAAAUUGGAGUAAUACAACCAAUUGAAGAGAUUGGUAAAAUUUGUCGUUCCAAAAAAGUAUUUUUCCAUACAGAUGCUGCUCAAGCAGUCGGAAAAAUUCCAUUGGAUGUCAAUAAGAUGAAUAUCGAUUUAAUGAGUAUCUCGGGUCAUAAGAUUUACGGACCGAAAGGGAUUGGUGCUUUGUAUUGUAGGAGAAAACCUAGAGUUAGAGUCGAAGCUUUACAAAGUGGUGGAGGACAAGAGAGGGGAUUAAGAAGUGGAACUGUUCCUACACCUAUAGUAGUAGGAUUGGGUGAAGCUUGUCGAAUCUCUAAGGAAGAAAUGCAGUAUGAUGCAAACCGUAUCGACCGUCUUUCGAAAAGAUUAAUUGAUGGAAUUACAUCGAAAGUAAAUCAUGUAGUUCGUAAUGGUGAUCCCAAUGCAACAUAUCCAGGAUGUGUUAACCUUUCAUUUGCAUAUGUUGAAGGAGAAUCACUUUUAAUGGCUCUUAAAGAUAUAGCACUUUCAUCUGGUUCAGCGUGUACAUCAGCUUCAUUGGAACCUUCUUAUGUAUUACGUGCAUUAGGAGCAGAUGAUGAUAUGGCACAUUCUAGUAUCAGAUUUGGUAUAGGAAGGUUUACUACUGAAAGAGAAGUUGAUUUUGUUGUUGAUAGAGUAGUAAACCACGUGGAUAGAUUGAGAGAAAUGUCACCUCUUUGGGAGAUGGUUCAAGAAGGUAUUGAUCUCAAAUCGAUCAACUGGUCUCAACAUUAAAUCAAUGUUGACAUUACGAAUAUCACCGGUGAAAAAAAAAAA
Molecule: messenger RNA, 1632 nt
Organism: Rhizophagus irregularis DAOM 181602=DAOM 197198
Lineage: Eukaryota; Fungi; Glomeromycota; Glomeromycetes; Glomerales; Glomeraceae
Source: RefSeq, a predicted model, not a curated record